AUGGCCGGUACCCCUGUAUACAAUGCCUCCGAGCCAAACGGUGGUGAUCCCUUAAAGGUCGACGUGAAUGCUCAAUUUGAAGGCUUUGAAUGGGACUAUACCUACAUUGUCUUCUGCGGAUUCAUCGUCUGGUUGAUCAUCCCUGGCAUUGGUCUGCUUUACAGCGGCCUGGCUCGAAGGAAGUCCGCAUUGGCGUUGCUUUUCCAAUCUCUCAUGAUUGUAGCCGUAACAACCUUUCAAUGGAUAUUCUGGGGUUAUUCGCUAGCAUAUUCCCGGGAUGCUGGCCCUUUCAUCGGGACACUUGCGAAUUUCGGCUUGAAAAAUGUUAUGGCGGCCCCAUCGCCAGGAUCUGCGGUUUUGCCGGAGAUUGUGUUCUGCUUCUACCAGCUUCUGUUCUGCGCAUGCACGGUGAUGAUCGUUGUAGGCGGAGCUUUUGAACGAGGAAACAUGCUUCCCUCGCUGAUUUUCAGCUUCUGGUGGGCAACCGUGGUCUACUGCCCCGUGGCCUGCUGGACGUGGAACAGCAAUGGAUGGCUAUACAAUUUGCCGUCGCUUGACUUUGCUGGCGGAGGCCCUGUUCAUAUCGCAUCGGGCUGGUCGGCGCUUGCUUACGCCUUGGUUCUGGGGAAGCGCAAGCAUGUCGAUGAGACCUCUCAUGGUAAGCCUCACAAUACUACGCUGGUCUUCCUUGGGACAACGUUGAUUUGGUUUGGAUGGUUCGGAUUUAACGGAGGUUCGGCCCUCAAUGCAAGUGUCAGAGCCAUGCUAGCAGCAUUCAACACCAAUACGGCCGCGUGCACGGGCGUUCUUGGCUGGGUCAUGGUGGACUCGAUCAAGAAUCGCGGAAAAUUCUCCGUUGUCGGCGCCUGCGAGGGCGCGAUUGCGGGAUUGGUUGGGAUUACCCCAGCCGCUGGCUUUGUCUCCGUGUGGCUUGCAGCCUGCAUUGGGUUCCUUACCAGUGUUGUUUGCGCAUUACUUCAAGACAUCAACAAUUGGUUACAUAUCGAUGAGGGUAUGGAUGUGUUCAAGCUGCACGGCAUUGGAGGCAUGGUCGGGGCCUUUUUGACGGGUAUAUUUGCGUCGCAGUCGGUGGCAGCCUUGGAUGGCGCGACCGAAGCCACCGGUGGCAUCGACGGGAACGGGAUGCAAGUUGGGAAACAAUUGGCGGAGGUGUGUGCGAUCUCCGCAUAUGCAUUCAUCGUGUCCUGCAUCCUACUCUAUAUUUUGAAAUGGAUUCCCGGGAUGCAUCUGCGCGUUCAGGAGGAGGCAGAGAUGAUAGGCCUGGACCGGGCGCAAUUCGUUGACGAGCAGAUUGGGGAGCGCGUCAUUCUCGACGAACUGUUUGGGUCUUCAUCGUCGACGACGCCCGCUCAUGCGAGCGUGGUGAAUGAGUCUGUUGGUAUUUCGGCGGCAUCCAAGGAUCUGAAGAUGUAA
Molecule: messenger RNA, 1434 nt
Organism: Penicillium subrubescens
Lineage: Eukaryota; Fungi; Ascomycota; Eurotiomycetes; Eurotiales; Aspergillaceae
Product: ammonium transporter
Exons: 5
Coding region: 1-1434 (477 amino acids)
Biological process (GO): ammonium transmembrane transport
Cellular component (GO): plasma membrane
Molecular function (GO): ammonium channel activity
Source: RefSeq, a predicted model, not a curated record